Molecule: messenger RNA, 2797 nt
Organism: Setaria italica (foxtail millet)
Lineage: Eukaryota; Viridiplantae; Streptophyta; Magnoliopsida; Poales; Poaceae
Exons: 10
Coding region: 841-2622 (593 amino acids)
Source: RefSeq, a predicted model, not a curated record
CCCUGCCGCCGCUUGCCCGGCGCGCAGCGUCAUCCCUCUUGCUCCCCUCGCCCAACGGCAACGUAUCUGCCCGCCUGCCCUGCAGCCUCAUCCGCUCGUCAUCGCAGCCCGCCAGCAUCAGAUUCUCUACUAAACCCUCCAGUUGCGGUUUCUAAUCCAGACCAGAUAACCCCACUCCAAUUAUUUUUCUCGGAGCCAAUCAAUUCCAUUUCACCUUUCCUCCCCCACCACCGAUGGAUUGAUGCAGCUGCCGUUUCGCGGACCGUGGUGGUAACUGCCGUGCCCACCCCACGCCCACCACCACCACCUUCUUUCUUCUGCGAUUUUCACCCUCGACACGACUCGACUCGACUCCAAGGAGGCGCCUGUCUCCUCCAACCUCCUGCCAUCUGCCAACGGAACAACCUGUGUGUCACGGUGUCACCGGGGCCGGCCUCAUUUCCCGUCUUCUUGCUCACGCCGCUGCCGGUUCCCGAGGUUCCCCUCCCCUUGGGUUCAAUCUCCAGAGUUCAGCGUCCUCCCUCCUCCGGGUUCUUGGCUUUGGGCGGAGGCAGGCCUGCGUGAUGACGGCCGGUUCUUGAGAAGCAAGCACGCGGCUUCUCUCUCUCUCUCUCCUCCCAGCGAAGGCGUUCUAGCCUUCUUCGGUUUGGGUUCGGGGCUCUUGCUCGUGAGCUCUGCGGAAUUGGGAACUCUGGCAGGAGCGGAUUGGAGGAAAGUUGUUGCUUGGGAGGAUUUUGGUCGUCCAGUGACUCGUCGGUCGUUCAGAAUUGGGAGCUUUGGAGGAAAAGUUGAGUCUUGGCCUCUUGUUUGGCUUGGAGGAGGCCGAGGAAGUCGCCGCCAAUGGAGCCGCCGAGUGGGUUCUGGGCCUCCCUCUUGAGCUUCCUCAAGUUCCUGCCCUACUUUUGCGGCCUCCUCAUCCUGGGCUUCAUCAAAGGUGUUCUGCUGUGCCCUUGGGCAUGCCUUAUUAUGGCAAUUGGAUUAUCUGCACUUAUUCUGGGCUUAUGGCCUAUGCAUCUGAUUUGGACAUACUACUGCAUUAUCAGAACUAAGCUGGUGGGACCUGUCGUAAAGUUUCUGCUUCUUAUUGCUGCUACUGCAAUCUUAAUCAUAUGGCUGAUAAUUGGCAUCCCGGGAAGUGUAUUUGCUGGAUUAGUAUAUGGUUUUCUAGCACCCAUAAUGGCAACAUUUGGAGCAGUUGGAGAAGGCAAAGAAAAGCCAUUCGUUCAUUGUUUUGUGGAUGGAACAUGGAGUACUAUCACUGGAAGUUGUACUGUAGUCAGGGAUGUGAAAGACAUGCUUUUCCACUCCUAUUUUUCAAUUAUGGAUGACCUGCGUCUGCAGAAGCGUCCUGAUGGAAAGCCAUAUGAGAUAAGAUUGCUUGAUAUUCCUGGGGCGUUGAUAGCGGCUGCAUGUGGACUCCUACUUGAUGGAAUAAUGUUCACAUUAAUUGCCUUCUACAAGUGCCCUGUGAUGCUUUUCAAAGGAUGGAAACGGCUGAUACAGGAUAUGAUUGGUAGGGAAGGACCUUUCUUGGAGACAGCGUGUGUGCCAUUUGCUGGUCUUGCUAUUCUUCUUUGGCCAUUUGCUGUAGUUGGAGCUGUUCUGGCGUCCAUCCUCUCCAGUAUUCCUUUAGGUGCUUAUGGUGCAGUUGUGGCUUAUCAGGAAUCCUCCUUCAUCAUGGGUCUUGCCUAUGUUGCUUCGUCAGUGUCCAUCUUUGAUGAAUACACAAAUGAUGUUCUUGACAUGGCACCAGGUUCUUGCUUUCCAAGAUUUAAAUAUCGCAAGAGCAAGGAUGAGUCUUCACACGGACACAGUGUUCCGAUAUCUAGGCCAUCAUCAUUCAACAAGGAGAAGCAAGAAGGAAAAAGACCUCCAUCUCGUGUUACUUCAUUUAAAAACAGUAUCGAUGAGUUCAAUCCUUUCAAGUUGCUGGACCACCUAUUUGUGGAGUGCAGGAACCAGGGGGAGGAGUUGGUUAACAAAGGAGUUAUAACAAUGAAAGACAUCGAAGAAACGAAGUCAGGCAAAGUUGGGAGUGGUGUUCUUAAUGUUGGUCUGCCAGCAUAUGUUAUCCUGAAUGCGCUCCUUCGGUCCGCAAAAGCUAAUUCUGUCGGCCUAGUUUUAAGUAACGGCUCGGAGAUUACAUCUGACAAUAGACCUAGACAUACUCUCUUCGAUUGGUUCUUUGAGCCGCUUAUGGUUAUCAAAGAGCAAAUCAAGGCUGAGAAUUUCACUGAAGAAGAGGAGGAAUAUCUGAAAAUGCGUGUACUGCUGGCUGGUGAUCCCAGUCGCCUGAAGGGUGCUCUUCCUAAUAUGCCAUCCUUGAACGAGCGUAAAAACGCAGAAAUCGACGCAUUUGCCCGCAGAUUGCAAGGAAUCACCAAAUCAAUAUCAAGAUACCCUACAGCAAAGCGUCGUUUCGACGUCCUUGUGAAGGCGCUGCUGUCGGAGCUCGAGAGGACAAUGGGCGGCAGCCAGUCUACUAAUGGAUCCCACUCCCAGGCGCAGAGGCUGCGGAACUCGGUGGCCCGGAUGCUGAGCCAGAAAUCCAUGGGCAAGACGGCUAACAUCAGGGACGAAGACCCAGAAGCGCAAAUAACAACCUCGUCUCGCACUCCGUGACAUUUGUAAAUUCGACGAUGCAGUACGAUGCUAGUGUAGAGAGGCUUUCACAUGCAACGCCAAGCUUUGUACAAAAGUAGUUGCUGCGGCUUUGAGCUGAUUCUAACCGUUCUCCUGUAUGAUUUUUACAUUUUGUGCACUGUAUGUAUCAUGUAUGCAAUGAAAUGUUCCAUAA